GAGAUCGUCUACAGUUGGGUGUUUAAUGAGUUCCCUUCCUUCGUGGCGGAAGACAGCCGGAGGUUCAUCUCCCAGGAAACAGGCAACCUUUAUAUUUCUAAAGUCCAAGCAUCAGAUGUCGGCAGUUAUAUUUGUCUGGUGAAAAACACGGUGACGAACGCACGAGUGCUCAGCCCCCCGACCCCGCUCACGCUGCGGAACGACGGUGUGAUGGGAGAGUAUGAGCCGAAAAUCGAGGUUCAUUUUCCAGUUGCGCUUCCAGCCGCGAAGGGAACGACCGUUAGGAUGGAGUGCUUUGCACUUGGCAACCCAGUUCCGACCAUCUCGUGGAUGAAGGUGAACGGGUAUAUCCCUAGUAAGGCCCGUCUGCGGAAGUCACAGGCUGUGCUGGAAAUACCCAACGUGCAGCUGGACGACACGGGCCUGUAUGAAUGCCGAGCCGAAAACACUCGAGGGAAAAACUCCUUUCGUGGACAGCUGCAAGUGUACACUUUCCCGCAUUGGGUGGAGAGGCUGAACGACACCCAGCUAGACAGCGGCAGCCCGCUGCGGUGGGAGUGCAAGGCAGCCGGCAAGCCGCGGCCCGCCUACCGCUGGCUGAAAAACACCGCCCCGCUCUCGCCUCAGAGUAGAGUGGAGAUGGUUAACGGAGUAUUGGUGAUCCACAAUGUGAAUCAGUCAGAUGCUGGAAUGUACCAGUGUGUGGCGGAAAAUAAAUACGGAGCCAUUUACACGAGUGCUGAGCUGAAGAUUCUGGCCUCAGCUCCCACUUUCGCACUAAAUCAACUGAAGAAGGCAGUCAUUGUCACCAGAGGCCGAGAAGUCUCCAUAGAGUGCAAACCCCAAGGCUCUCCAAAACCAGCCAUCUCUUGGAAGAAGGGAGACAAAGCAGUUAGAGUGAACAAAAGAAUAGCUAUUCUUCCAGACGGGAGUCUACGGAUCCUAAACGCUUCUAAAUCAGACGAGGGAAAGUACGUUUGCCAAGGGGAGAAUGUCUUUGGUUCUGCAGAAAUCAUAGCUUCAGUGUCGGUCAAAGAACCCACGAGGAUAGAACUUACUCCUAAGAGAACAGAGCUAACAGUAGGAGAAAGUAUUGUCCUUAACUGCAAAGCGAUUCACGACGCCAGUCUGGACGUCACUUUCCACUGGACGCUAAAAGGCCAGCCCAUCGAUUUUGAGAAAGAAGGCGGACAUUUUGAAAGCAUCCGGGCCCAAGCAUCCUCUGCAGAUUUAAUGAUCAGGAACAUCCUUCUGGUGCAUGCUGGGAGAUAUGGCUGCAGGGUACAGACCACAGCAGACAAUGUGUCAGAUGAGGCAGAACUUCUUGUUAGGGGUCCCCCAGGCCCGCCGGGCAUCGUGAUCGUCGAGGAGAUCACAGACAGCACAGCCACGCUCUCCUGGAGCCCCGCAGCUGACAACCACAGCCCAGUGUCCUGCUACAACCUGCAAGCCCGCAGCCCCUUCUCCCUGGGCUGGCAGACGGUCAGGACAGCCCCAGAAGUCAUAACCGGGGACAUGGAGUCAGCCAUGGCGGUGGACCUGAGCCCCUGGGUGGAAUACGAGUUCAGAGUCGUGGCCACCAACCCCAUCGGGACCGGAGACCCCAGCGCGCCCUCGCGCCUCAUCCGCACCAACGAAGCAGUUCCAAAGACGGCCCCCACCAGCGUCAGUGGGCGGAGUGGAAGGAGGCACGAGCUGGUCAUCGCCUGGGAGCCAGUAUCUGAAGAGUUCCAGAAUGGGGAAGGCUUCGGCUACAUAGUGGCCUUCCGGCCCAAUGGCACCCGAGGCUGGAAGGAGAAGAUGGUGACGUCCUCUGAGGCCUCCAAGUUCAUCUACCGGGACGAAAGCGUCCCCCCGCUCACGCCCUUUGAAGUGAAGGUUGGAGUCUACAACAAUAAAGGGGAUGGGCCCUUCAGCCAGAUUGUGGUCAUCUGCUCUGCAGAAGGAGAACCCAGCGCUGCCCCCACGGAUGUCCAGGCCACCGGCGUGUCUGUGUCGGAGAUUCUCGUUGCCUGGAAGCAUGCUAGAGAGAGCCUGGGAAGACCGCAGGGGUUUGAGGUGGGCUACUGGAAGGACCAAGAAGACGCCGCCGAGACGGUCAAAACGAGGGGCAACGAGUCGUCGGUGGUCCUGACGGGCCUGGACGGGAAUACUCUGUACCACGUGACCGUGAGGGCCUUCAACGGGGCCGGCUACGGGCCGGCCAGCGGCCCAGUGAGCGCCACCACCGAGAAGGCCCCGCCCAGCCAAGCGCCUGGCAACCUGCGGUGGGAGCAGCAGGGCUCUCAGCUCUCUCUGGGCUGGGAGCCCGUCCAGCCGCUGGUCAACGAGUCCGAGGUCCUGGGCUACAAGGUNNNUUACAGGCAAGAGGGCCACAGCAGCAGCCAGGUCAUCCAGACGCAGAAGCCCCGGGCGCUGGUGCUGCUCCCCGAGGCCGGCGUCUACAUCAUCGAAGUCCGGGCGUACAGUGGAGGCGGGGACGGCCCGGCGAGUGCCCAGAUCAGGGUGCCCUCUUACGCAGGUGGGAAAGUCACGAGCGCUCAGCCCUCCCUCCCCACGUCCUCGCCGUCCGUGACGCUGCUCCUGGCCUUGGUGAUCCCUUCCGCCUCGUGGUGAACUCGCGGACGCCACGCGCUUUCCUUCGCUUUAGCUUGAUAACAGCAGUGAGUAGCGUGUAGAGUCGUGAGGCCCAGGGCCUGGAGAGCAGCGAGGACUCGCGUGGGCACGGCGCUCUCCGGAGGCCGGCGGGACUCACACCCACCAGGUUUCUCUUUGGUUUUUGUAAAAGGAGAGGACAUUUCUGGGUCCAAUAAAAAUAUGCAGAUUGUAUGUAAUGCAAUUUUGUAAGCACUUGUAAUUUCUGUCAAACGUAUUCUUUACUUUUUUAA
Condylura cristata (star-nosed mole) is the source of this 2888-nucleotide messenger RNA. It is a transcript of the gene CNTN5, whose product is annotated as contactin 5. The transcript has 18 exons. Gene Ontology annotation, biological process: cell-cell adhesion; brain development. The record is from RefSeq and is a predicted model, not a curated record. Bases 211 to 2616 code for a protein of 801 amino acids. Gene Ontology annotation, molecular function: cell-cell adhesion mediator activity. Lineage: Eukaryota; Metazoa; Chordata; Mammalia; Eulipotyphla; Talpidae.